AUGGAUGAGUCUCUCCCUAAAUCUCUACGAUCUCCAUAUCCUGAAUUAUCAAAACCUCCUACACAGGAUCGACCUUUGCAUGUCGUAUUGGCAACUACAGGCAGUGUUGCUAGCAUCAAAACUCCUUUGAUCAUAGAACGUCUUCUUUCAUACCCAAAUGUGCGAAUACAAGUCAUUUCAACAAAAGCCAGUCAGCAUUUCUACAACAAAGAGGAUAUCAUAAAAGCUUCAAGCUCAAGCCAUGAUUCUGAAUGGCAGUCGGUGAAAUCAUUAGCAGCCCAGAAUGCAGCUGCACAGGAUGCAAAAGACAAAGAGGAAGAUUACUUUGAUGGUCAUUGCCCUCGCUUACAAUUCUGGGAGGACGAAGAUGAAUGGUCAACAUGGAAGAAUGUCGGGGAUCCCAUUCUACAUAUCGAACUUCGAAGAUGGGCGGAUAUCGUCUUGAUAGCUCCAUGUAGUGCAAAUACCCUGGCCAAGAUCCAUGCCGGAGUCUGUGACGAUCUUCUGACAAGCUUCCUACGUGCGCUUUCACCUUCGACGCCAACCUACUUAUUUCCCGCCAUGAAUACACUGAUGCAUAUGCAUCCUCUGACAGAUGUUCAUGUUCGCUUUGCGAAAGAAACAUUGGGAUACAAUGUACACGGUCCUAUUCAGAAGAAGUUGGCAUGCGGUGAUUUGGGAAAUGGUGCUAUGCUAGAAUGGAGCGAUAUUGUCCAAAUUGUGGUGGACAAAUUCGGUCUGAAUCCAUCUUCGUCAAGGUGA
Meira miltonrushii is the source of this 762-nucleotide messenger RNA. RefSeq names its product flavo protein. The record is from RefSeq and is a predicted model, not a curated record. NCBI's taxonomy places the organism in Eukaryota, Fungi, Basidiomycota, Exobasidiomycetes, Exobasidiales, Brachybasidiaceae. Gene Ontology annotation, biological process: coenzyme A biosynthetic process. The transcript has 2 exons. Gene Ontology annotation, molecular function: FMN binding; phosphopantothenoylcysteine decarboxylase activity. The coding region runs from base 1 to 762 and encodes 253 amino acids. Gene Ontology annotation, cellular component: phosphopantothenoylcysteine decarboxylase complex.